Molecule: messenger RNA, 2683 nt
Organism: Heterobilharzia americana
Lineage: Eukaryota; Metazoa; Platyhelminthes; Trematoda; Strigeidida; Schistosomatidae
Source: the annotation of a GenBank genome assembly
AUUACCUGUGUCAUAAUAUGAAUAAUAAAAUGAGUAUGGAUGUAAUUAAAUAGCCAACAAAAAGGAGUACAUGAUGGCUUUAAUAAAUCAUUUUAUUUUUCAUAUAUUUCACUUAUUUCUACUAAAUAAUCAUAUGAUAUUGACAAUUGAACAAAACUGCUACUAUCCAAAUUUUGUACACCAUUCAACUGAAUCACUAUGGAUAACAGAUUAUGGUGUGAACAAUUUACCACAACAAUCUAAAAGUGAUCCUAAUAAUAAUAAUAAUAAUAAUAAUAAUAAUAAUAAUAAUAAUAAUAGGAAAAUGUCAUUAUUGUAUUCAAUUCAACCAUCAAAAGAAUUUCAAAACUUAAAUAAUGGUUGGUUACAAAUGUUAUUUACAAAAGAUUUACAUGAUGCAUGGCUUUUCUUAUCUUGUUAUCAUAUUCUGUAUACAAGACACUUUGUUUACUUUCCCUCUUUAAAGGAUCACUUUAUGAGUAUUUGUAAUUCAAAUGAAAACUUAUCAUAUAAAAGUGACAGUAUUACUCUAUUGAAUAGUGUCCAGCAAAAUGAUAACUCCAGUCAAGGCUAUAAAAACAAUAUCUAUUGGUUUAGUACUAUUGUCAAUACUAAAAGCAGGAUUGAUAUCAAUUCUACAAAAGUAAAGACUAAUUAUGAUAAUAAAAGUUAUCCUAAUACUGAUUAUCAAUCAUCAUUAGGUUAUGUAAAAAUGUCAUGUUCAUGGCAGUUUGAUAAAAAUACUUAUUUAAUACAAUAUAAUAAUCCUGUACAAAGAUCAAUUUAUCAAUGUGUUAAAUUUGAGCCAGUCAAUGAACUUGACACAGUGACAGUUUUCAAUUUACUUUUAAGCAAAUAUACUUCUUCUACACCUGAUUCAACAUUAUGUUAUCCGAAUACAUUUAUGCCAACUAUUUCAAGAUGGAUUACGAUUCCAGUGCUCAACUCUGAUUUGAGAAAAAAUUCAAAAUUAUGCCCGAUAUCAGGUGGAUUUCAAAUCAGUCAGACUUACGAUUUAAAGAAUGAAAAAGUGCUAUGUGAAUCCGAUAUUUAUGGAACUAUGGAAAGUGAAUGUAUAUCUGGAGAAGGCAUCUCAUGGACAUUCCCACAACCUAAAUGUAAUCCAUUCGAUGAAAAUUACAAGAUUCAGUUUCAAUGUCAUUCAACAUGGAAAAGCCAUAAUCUGAAUUAUGUUCUAAUGUAUACAGAAGUCGACCAGUUCACUUACAAAUUUUAUCAGCUGGUUUAUGUACAACUGCCAGUGGAAUUAUCAACAGAAUCAAUAACUUAUGAAAGAUUAUCCCCAGUAUGGAUUAUUUACGGUUUACAAUCAGAUGAAAAAGUUGAAAAAGUUAUAAAUAAUCGUAUUUAUAUGUGGGAUUUAGUUGAACAAUAUCUACCGGAAUCAAGAAAAAUGACUCCAUUUAAUACUCUUGUAAAUGCGUAUGAAAUGAAGAUUCGAAGAGCAUUCGGAAAUUGUGAUGAUGAACGUGUCAUUUGCAAGUAUGGAUGUGAACACAGUGCAAAGAAUCAAUUUUUCUGUCAUAGAAGUUGUUUGGUACCAGGGCAGAUAUGUGGUAGCCUAUUACAUGAUUCAUGUAAAUUCCACUCUAAUUAUCAUGAAUUAACAACCUAUGCACAUUCAACCAGUCGUUUAGUUACACAAUUCCUUAUUACCGAUGAUAAACUUGUCAUUUAUUCUGUCAAUGAUGUUGCUUACAGUAUACGUUUUUACUGUAUCCGAGAGAUACAAGAAUCCCUGGUUGAUCGUUAUAUUAUACGAACUAGUCAUCAGUUGAAUGGAUGCCAUUCAAAAGAUUUAUGUCUUGAAAUCUAUCGUGGCAAUAAAAAGGUUUUUGAAGAGUCGUCAAGUGUCAAUUCAAUAAUGUAUAGAAUGUCAAUUGAUGGAAAACGUCUUCUUACAGAUCCAUGUCAAUUCAAUACAGAUAAUCAAAUUCCUGGUCGAACAAUUUAUCCAGUUAAAGCAAAUGUACUACUUCGAAAUACAAAUCAGGAAAAUUAUACCUAUACAACUACAGCUACUAAAUGUGGUCUAUACCAAAUCCUUCUUACUGGCACCAUAUAUCUCUGGUAUCCCGAAUCAAUGAAGUAUAGUGAUCAAUCAAAACGAUUCAUCACAACAAGCAAAGAAACAGCUAAUUAUCUCCAAAGAAAGCAAAAUUAUUCAGAUACAUCAACUCAUAUCAACUCAAAUUCAAUGAUUCCAGACAAUAGUGAACGCAAUACAACCUAUCAAGGACCUUGUCCAGUGGAGAUUAGUGAUUUUAAUCCACAUUUAGGAAUGAGUGGAGAAUUCGAUAAUGUUCUAAGGAUAAGACAUUAUUGUGAACCUAAAAUCUAUCCUAGUAUUUUUAAAUCAGAUCACCAAUGUGUUGCAUCAUUUAAGUUUGACGGGAUUUCACCACUCUCAGUAUCUUAUUUAUCAAUCAUAACAUAUCUAAAAAUUACCGGUCAAUAUUAUUGUUUGAUUAUUAAAUCUUAUCGAGAUGGAAAUAUAAACAAUUACAUUAUAUUUAUGUAUCAUUCACCUCAAUGCCAGUAUGAAUCAACACCAUUUGAGAAUAUAAAAGUUGAUGAAUCAAAAGCAUUUGCAAAGUUUAUUUUAACUUCUCUAUUCAUUGUUGAUACAUAUCAAUUUAAAGAUGAUGAUCCUAAUGUUUAA